UAUUGCUGCAUCUGUUGCAGAGUUGCAGCUUUUAGUCGAGAAAAGAGGGAGGAAAAAAACACAGAGACAGAGAAAGGUGGUGAAGGGGGGGGUGAGAAUGGCGGCCCUCAGUAUCGUAUCUCAGUUGCCACCUAAAUGUUUAUCUUAUGCAGAUUGUUUUAAUAAUCAUAUUCUUAAUUUUAAUAAUAAUUAUCACAAUUUUAAAUUCCAUUCUCUGCCUUGUUCUCAUCAAUUCCCUGUUCUUUCUUCUUUCUCUACGCAACCCAAAUCCAAAUUCUUUUCAAAUUACCCAUCUUCUAAGCUCCCUCAAUUCCCUAUCUAUUCCUCUCAACCAGCAGGCAGUGAACAUUUAUGGAUCCAAGACAAUUCCAAGAAACAAAACUCAACUUUUAAAACAAGGAUGCAGGACCGUCUACAUUCGGUGUUUCCUACAACACCUGCACAAGUUUCUGCUGUGCAAGAUCUUUACGAAUUUAUCUGCUCAGGUCCUCUCCUAAGCAAGUUGGGAUUGACUUCUGACAUGAUUGCUGACUCCAUAGACAAGUGGUUAGAAUAUGGUUCGCACUUGUGCCGAUUGUUUCAGCUCAAUGAAUUGUACCUUACAGUUCCUCAAAAGGCGAGGAUUUAUCAUUAUUACAUACCGGUGUUCUUAUGGAUUGAAGAUAAGAUUUCCAAGCAUGUGUCUCAGUUUAAAGAUGGAGAAGAAAUACCUCCUUUAGUGGUUGGUUUUAGUGCACCCCAAGGUUGUGGAAAGACCACUCUUGUCUUUGCUCUUGAUUAUCUCUUCAAAAAAACUGGCAGGAAUUCUGCAACAUUAUCAAUAGAUGAUUUUUACUGGACAGCAGAGGGCCAGGCUAAACUGAGAGAAGCAAAUCCAGGAAAUGCGCUUUUAGAGUUCCGCGGAAAUGCUGGGAGCCAUGAUCUUUCAUUCUCCAUUGAAACCCUAACCGGUUUAAAAAAACUGACAAAAGAAGGUAUAAAGAUGAAGCUACCACGAUAUGAUAAAUCUGCAUACAGUGGGAGAGGUGACAGAGCUGAUCCUUCACUGUGGCCAGAGAUUGAAGGUCCAUUAACAGUGAUUCUUUUUGAAGGCUGGAUGCUUGGCUUUAAACCUGUUCCAACAGAAGUCGUCCGAGCCGUGGAUCCACAGCUGGAGACUGUGAACAAGAACCUUGAAGCCUAUUAUGAUGCAUGGGACAAGUUUAUAAAUGCAUGGAUAGUCAUCAAGAUUCAGGAUCCCAGUUAUGUCUACCAGUGGCGUUUACAGGCAGAGAUUGCCAUGAGGGAGGCAGGCAAUCCUGGGAUGACUGACGAGGAGGUUAGAGAUUUUGUUUCUCGUUACCUGCCAGCAUACAAGGCAUAUCUUCCCACCCUGUAUGACGAGGGACCAAGCGGCUCAGAUCCUGAGAAUGUCCUCCUCAUCGACAUCGACGAAGGCAGGAACCCAAUUCUAGGUAAUUAGGUUCAGAUUACUGAUCAUCUUCAUUUCUCAAUUUUGAUUUCUUUGAAAUAACUAAUUUAUGUUGGGUUUUUGUUAUAAACACUACCUGGAAAUUAGUCACUUGUAAAUUAUCUAAUGUUCUUCAAAUAAGUAGAAAAUUUUUUAUGA
Molecule: messenger RNA, 1609 nt
Organism: Manihot esculenta (cassava)
Lineage: Eukaryota; Viridiplantae; Streptophyta; Magnoliopsida; Malpighiales; Euphorbiaceae
Product: D-glycerate 3-kinase, chloroplastic
Exons: 12
Coding region: 98-1462 (454 amino acids)
Biological process (GO): photorespiration
Cellular component (GO): cytoplasm
Source: RefSeq, a predicted model, not a curated record